UUUUUUAAAAAUGAAUAAACUUAUUGACGAUAUUCGCAAUAUAUUUAAUGAGGAUUUGGUUAACACUGAAGAAGUGAGACGAGUUUUGGAGGAAUAUAAAAGCAACCCUAAGGAUUGGAAUGAAUUUGCACUUUUUGAUCCUCACAAAUAUACACGCAAUCUGGUAGAUGCAGGCAAUGGAAAAUACAAUUUAAUGGUUUUGUGUUGGGGCCCGGGUAUGGGAUCGAGGUGA
This is a messenger RNA of Meloidogyne enterolobii, 232 nucleotides long. Lineage: Eukaryota; Metazoa; Nematoda; Chromadorea; Rhabditida; Meloidogynidae. The record is from the annotation of a GenBank genome assembly.